This is a messenger RNA of Trematosphaeria pertusa, 2759 nucleotides long. RefSeq names its product BTE binding protein 4. The transcript has 3 exons. Gene Ontology annotation, molecular function: RNA polymerase II cis-regulatory region sequence-specific DNA binding; DNA-binding transcription factor activity. Lineage: Eukaryota; Fungi; Ascomycota; Dothideomycetes; Pleosporales; Trematosphaeriaceae. Bases 303 to 2279 code for a protein of 658 amino acids. The record is from RefSeq and is a predicted model, not a curated record. Gene Ontology annotation, biological process: regulation of transcription by RNA polymerase II.
UCUCCACUUCGCUGCAUCUUCAUCCGCACAUCCAAAUCCAACCCUCAAUUCCACAGACUAUAUUUCCAUUUCAGCUUUAGGCUACUGAAAAAGCCCUAAAGCUUCACGUUACACGCACACAUUUGAGCAGGCUUCGGCCAGAACACUUACUGGACGCAGGCUACUGGGAGACUGCAUCUGUACUGAGGAGACCAUAAGGACACCACCCGCCCGGCGGAGCGCCGCUUGCACUGCGCGAGAUUCGGACCCAACAGGAUUCCCAUUCCUUGGAUAACGACCUCCGGACUCGACCUGCAUACAAUAUGCUGUCCACAAAUGCGCGCUCGGGCAUUCAACGACGCCGGACCCAACAUCGACGACAAAAUUCCACACCGGCAGCGUUCGAGGCGCCCAGGGUACGACCAUUCCCUGCUAACCUACAACAGAAGCGACAACAGCGGUCGGGCAUGAGCCUGGAUCUCAGGGGCCUGAACCUUGAGACCAUACACAUGCCUAGCUAUGGACCCAUCCCGGAACAGACACACCCAGGAGCCAUGAAUAUGCAAUCCUUCCAGCAGGAGGAUAGUACGGUAAGUAUUACUAACCCAGGACAACCACAACAGCAUACUAUGCAAGUAGCGCAGACGCACAGCCAGCCCCAGCCGGGCCCCCAGGAUACCUUUUUGCAAUCUCCAGUACAGACAUCUCUCCCAUCGCCGCGGACUCCUCGCCGGACGCUCCGCGCGCAGUCUCCCCAGCAGCCUCCUCAGUCUCCUGCGAAAGCACCCACAGAACAACAACUCAAAGACCUCCGCGAGCACAUACAGUCGGUGUAUGGGUCUUGCGGGCAAGUCUUCAUCAACAUCCUCCCCACACCAACUGCAACUCCUCAAAAGCCCGCGCAGUUACCCAGCCAUGAGCCUCUCGACACGGCUCCGAUGCCGCCGAAUUUCGCAGACAUGGCAAACAUCAACCUUGAGCCGACCUCAAGUGCCAUGGCUUUCGAUUUCGAGAACCCGGAUGCAGAUAUGGGAUACGAAUCUUCCUCCUACUACACAUCAGACGCCCUCUCACCGUCGCCCAUGUCAUCGCCCACUCAAAAGUCGAUGCAGCCCUUCCUCGAAGGCAUCGAAGAACAUCCGUCUCAGGAAAUGGUAUUCUCGCAGCAGCCGUCGUUUCCGCCUGCUACGAGCAGCGCCAUGCCUAUGGACAGCUUUCCUCUCUCCAUGAGCCCCAUGUCAGGGCCAUCACUCCUGCCUGAUAUUGAUGUUGACGCGAGCCUCGAAUACACAGGGAUCUCUCCAGAAGAAGUUCAACGGUACAUUAGCGAGCAAGAUCCGACGACAAGCAAGUGGACAUGCCUUUAUCCAGAUUGCGGCAAGAUAUUUGGCAGGAGAGAAAACAUCCGCUCGCACGUGCAGACACACCUCGGAGAUAGGCAAUACAAGUGCAACGGAUGCGGCAAACGCUUCGUUCGACAGCACGACCUCAAGCGCCACGCAAAGAUCCACACCGGCAACAAGCCCUAUCUGUGCCCUUGUGGUGCCGGAUUUGCACGACAGGAUGCGCUGACCCGCCAUCGGCAGCGCGGAAUGUGCGUAGGCGGGUUCCCGGAUGCCGUCCGACGACAAGCAAAGCGUGGCCGACCGAAGAAGAAUCGUCCGGAAAUGGAGCAGCGUAUCGAGAAAGCAAGCAGGACGAGGCGAGCAUUGGCUUCCGCAGCUUCAUCCGUUUCUGCAAGCUCGCCGCAGUCAGAUACGCGCUCUCCUUCGCCUUUUGAAGAUAUUCUGCAUUCGCAACCUUUACCGAAGAUGCUGCCUGAGACGGCCAGCUUCAAUGAUCCCAUGAGCUCAGCGGCAGACCCAUUCAGUUUUGAUCCCGCAUCCAGCCCUUUCACCGAAGACGCCAACGGAACAGCUUCCAGCUUCGUAUCUUCGAGCUCUUACACCGGCGAUGUCACAUCUAUGAACAUUCUCCAGCAUCUUUCCCAGAAUACCCACACGCCUCCCAUGUCUCCUGCUGAUAACCGACCGCAUUCGGCAGGAUCAGCGAGUGACUCGAAGCUGCCUGCGCAGCCUAAUCCUCUGAAAGGCUCAUCUACCCCAUCUCGAUCGUCUCUCCAAUCGAACCCAUUCACCACACCACCAACCUCACCCGUGGAGCCGAAGGACGAGCUAGAAGAGCUAUUUGAUUCUCUUCCUGAGAGCUCCUGCUCGCAGUUCGAUCUCGAGAUGAACGCAAUGAGCGAGUUCACAUCUCUGGACUCAAGCUCUUACGACUUCCUGGACUUCACUGUGUAAAUGCUGGCUUGGUGAAGGAUGCUGUAUGAAUAAAGAGCGAGGGAUUAACGAACGUUUAUGACCGGCGUUCUACGAUCUCAAGGCUUACAGGCGGUCGGGCUUGGGCGCAGGAACAACUGUAAUGGGAUCUUACGACAGAAUGACCUUGGAUUCUUGGCUUGUUGUUUUUAUAUAGGGCCUCGCAAACCCACGCUCUUUUAUUGCUGUUUGAUAGCGGGCGUAGGAUUUUGGGGAACCAUUGGGAAUUGGCUCUGCGCCUUGGCGAGUAUAGAUAGCUGGUACUGCGCAUGCAGCUAUUCUCCGUGAAUGGAAUCGGUGGUUCAGGCUUCAAGUCGUGUUUCCCGAUUGCCUUCGUAAUGCAUUUCGCAUUCGUGUGGGCUUUACGAUGACUUCAAGCCACCUUGCCCGGUCAUCGAUCUGACGGUCCAGCACAUGCCUUUUCUGAUUCCUGCUUGUCUUCUUGCUAUACUAGUGCCUCAG